Messenger RNA from Chanos chanos (milkfish), 4410 nucleotides. It is a transcript of the gene recql4, whose product is annotated as RecQ helicase-like 4. The record is from RefSeq and is a predicted model, not a curated record. The transcript is spliced from 25 exons. Gene Ontology annotation, biological process: DNA replication; double-strand break repair via homologous recombination; telomere maintenance. Gene Ontology annotation, cellular component: cytoplasm; nucleus; chromosome. Gene Ontology annotation, molecular function: nucleic acid binding; four-way junction helicase activity; 3'-5' DNA helicase activity. NCBI's taxonomy places the organism in Eukaryota, Metazoa, Chordata, Actinopteri, Gonorynchiformes, Chanidae. The coding region runs from base 1 to 4410 and encodes 1469 amino acids.
AUGGACCGAUAUAACGAUGUAAAAAUUCAUUUGAAGAAGUGGGAGCAUGCAUUUAUGUUGGUUCAUAACAGGAAGCCCAACAAAGAUGAUAUUGACAGAGCUCCCGAGGAAACUAAAAAGCUCUACAUGGAAUAUCGGACACUCAAGGCGGCAAAAGAAAAAGGGAGCACUGGCCACGAGCAUCAUCCCCCGAACGAGAUUUCACCUACUGAUUCAGGGUGUUGGGGGUCUCAUCUGAACAGAAAAAAUAUGCCAGUCGUUGCCCCAAAACUGACAUCGAAGGAGAGAGAUUCCCUGCAGGCCUCUGCCCAAUACUUUGGCAUGAAGCUGAAAUCCAAUCUUGGAGCUCUAACAAAGGACAGGCCAUUGUCUUUAAAGAAAUCUUUCACUCCAGGUCGAACGCCUCUGAAGUCAUGGAAGGACAAUGAAGUGGCCCGUUCAACACCUGCAGAGGCAGAAUCCCCCCAACCAAAACCAGCCAACACAUCUCCCACCCCCCUGGCCUCACCAGCACAGACCACCACUGCUGAUUGGCUGGAAGAACCAACCGAACCUCUUCCUGUAUUCACGCCCUCUAAAUCCAGUUCACUUGCUAUGGCUACCUCAAACAAGCAGACCCCCAAGACCCAGUUGCUGAGACACUCCGUGACUAAGAGGCUGGCCUCUGUCGACAGCGGCUGGCUGCAGCGUUGUCAGGUCUUUGACGAGCUCGGUGACUUUGAAAAGCCAGCUGUUGGCAACCUGGGGCCCACAGAAAAGAACUGUGUUCCACACAGUAAUGGAAAAAGUGAAAAUGUGACAAAUGACAACCCCGUUAGUGUGACCCCUCCAGACAAGAUCACGUCUAUGAGGUCACAGCCUUUUGGUGACGGGACACAGAUUGGCUGUGCGAUCUCCCCAACAGACAGCCCCUGCGUACAGAACAGUGGGGUGGACUCUACCUUAAGACCUGACGUUGGAAGGGAAGACAGAGAAUCUGGAUCUGGUCCUACUGGAGAAACCCAAAUGGAACCGGAAGAGUCCAGUCCCGUCAGAGAUGUCAAGAGACCCCGACCCCGGGCCAAAAAAGCCGCUGAGAAAGGGCAGAACUCGCAGGCCGACGAUGACGACGAUGGGAAGAAAACGGGAAAGAAAAGACGGAGAGAAACUGACGACAAAGAGGACGAAACGCGCGCGGGGGAAAACGGUGAAACGGCCAAGAAGAGGGGGAGGACCAGAAAAGGAGAGGCCGCCGGAGAGAACCCCCCGAAAAAACGAAGGAAGAAUAAAGGAAAAGAAACAGAAGAAGGAGAGGGUUACCCUGGAGACGCCACUGGCACAGGGAAGGCAGAGGCCACCAAAAAGCGAAGAAUUCCGCAGGAGAACCUGCUCGGUGAGGUGGAGGAAGAUAAGGAGAGAGCCUCCUCAGCCAGAGUGAAGAGCGCAGGCUGGAUCCGACCAACAAAGAACUCGAAUGGAAAUUUCGUUAAAAUUAAUUUGAAGAAGAAGUCUCACGUCAAAGGAUUUGCUCUGAGGGGUGCUGCGUUAAGGAAACAGAUGUACAUGCAGAAGUUUCAGCUGAAAGGCGAGCGGUUUGGAGGAGGUGCAGGUAGGGGCGGAGGGAGAUUCGGAGGUUUCAGUCGUCAAGGCGACAGCUGCUACAAGUGCGGAGGAACAGGACACUGGGCACGAGACUGCCGUGGUCGAGUUCCUGCUCCUCCAGUAGAUGGCGCUCAAGGUCAGGACAAUCCCGCUGAAGAAGAGGAGCCUUUUGAACUACCUACCUUAGAGGAGGUUGCCCGGGCAACUGGAACCCUGCGCUCCGACCCUAUUGUGAUGACUCCCAGCGCUGUCGAUGACCCUGACGAGCAGGACAGAGGAGAGGAGAUCCUGCUGAAUGUGAUAAGGCCAGAUUACGAACGUCCCGCCCCUCCACCUCCCAUGGAGCCUCUCUAUAGGCCAGGAGUGGACGGGAAAGUGCAAGCUGUGCCUCCAGAGGUUUAUGAAGCUCUGAGGGAUUUUGGCUAUAAGUCAUUCAGACCUGGCCAAGAGACUGCCAUCAUGAGAAUCCUCUCAGGUUUGUCCACUCUGGUGGUCCUCUCCACUGGCAUGGGUAAAUCUCUUUGCUACCAGCUGCCCGCUUACCUUUACGCCCAAAGGUCAAAGUGCAUCACCCUGGUCGUGUCACCGCUGGUGUCGCUGAUGGACGAUCAGCUGUCUGGACUGCCACCGAAGCUGAAGGCCGCAUGCAUUCACUCCAACAUGUCCCAGAAACAGAGGGAGACAGCCAUAGAAAAGGUUAAGGCGGGGCAGGUGCACGUGCUGCUCCUGUCUCCUGAGGCUCUGGUUGGUGGAGGUCAGUCCAGCUCUGGUUGUCUGCCUCCUGCUGACCAGCUCCCCCCGGUGGCGUUUGCCUGUAUUGACGAGGCUCACUGUGUGUCUGAGUGGUCACACAACUUCAGACCCUGCUACCUCAGACUCUGCAAGGUGUUAAGGGAGCGGUUGGGUGUGCGAUGCCUCCUGGGUCUUACGGCCACGGCGACGCUCUCCACGGCCUUGGACAUCGCUCGUCACCUGGACAUCGGCGAUCAGGACGGCAUCGCGGUCCGCUCGGCCGCCGUACCCCCGAAUCUGCAUCUGUCUGUGUCCAUGGACAGAGACAAGGACCAGGCUCUGGUUUCUCUGCUGAAAGGCGAGAGGUUUGGGGCGCUGGAGUCCAUCAUAGUUUACUGCACCAGACGAGAGGAGACGUCUCGCAUCGCCGCGCUACUGCGCACCUGCCUGCAGGGGGUGCUGCUGAGGCGGUCCUCGUGUCCAGUCACAGAGGAUCCAGACGACAACCCGGUGGGGAAGAAGAAGAAAGCCCUCGCGAGGAAAAAGAUACGGAAGCCUCUGAAGUGGAUCGCGGAGUCGUACCACGCCGGGAUGUCGGCGUCGGAAAGGCGUCGGGUCCAGAACAACUUCAUGUGCGGGGAGCUUCGGGUGGUGGUUGCCACGGUAGCGUUCGGAAUGGGCCUGGAUAAGUCGGACGUGCGCGGCAUCGUCCACUACAACAUGCCCAGGAGCUUCGAGAGCUACGUGCAGGAGAUCGGCCGAGCCGGCAGAGAUGGAAAACCGGCCCACUGCCACCUGUUCCUGGAUCCGGAGGGCGCAGACCUGCACGAACUGCGCAGGCACGUAUACGCAGACACGGUGGAUUACAUCACGGUGAAGAAGCUGGUGCAGAAGGUCUUCCCUCCCUGCAAGUGCAAGCAGAUCCAUCAGAAACACCAGGACUUGGCCAAAGCGGUGGAAGUUGAUGACUCAGAGAUGCUGGAGUUGAUGGACAGGGGGGAGCUGGAAGAGUCCAUUACUCCACAGAGUGGGGAGAAGAACCCAGACGACCUAAAUGAGGAUGAGAAGAAAGGAAAUGAAGAGAAAGGAGAGAGGGAGGGAGAGAACGAGUGUGUCACGAGUGUGCCAAAGGAACGAGUGUGUCAUACGCACGAGAGAGCUAUCCCCAUACAGGAGACAGUAGAUGGCUUGGACAUUACAGAGGAAGGGCUGGAGACUCUCCUCUGUUACCUGGAGCUACACCCUCAGAGGUGGGUGGAGUUGCUACACCCGACUCUCUCAGUCUGUCGGCUAGCGUGCUACGGAGGACCACCACAACUUCGCAGGCUCACUAAACUGUGCCCCCCGGUCGCCGUGGUGUUGGCACGGAAACGGAUGGCUGGAGAGAAGGUGGAGGGGUGCAGCUCUCUGGAGUUUGACGUGGUGGAGCUGGCUGACACCAUGGGCUGGCAGGUACCACUGGUCAAACGAGGACUCCGACAACUCCAGUGGAGCACUGACAGAGGGUCCUCGUUCGGGGGCACGGGGCGGAGCGGCAUCCUCGUGGAGUUCUCCGCUCUCUCCUUCUACUUCCGUUCCUAUGGCGACCUGACGGCGGAGGAGAUGGACGAGGUGUGUGGGUUCCUGCACGGCCGCGUCGUAGCGCAGGAGAGAACGCAGCUCUACCAGCUGAGAGCCUGUUUCACAGCCUUCCGCAGUGUUGCAUUCCGUAACUGUAGCUUCUGUAUGGACGAGCUGGAUGAGGACAGAAGCCUGCAGCUGAAAGGCCUGUUGGCCGAUUAUUUUGAGAAGAGGAGAGAUUUGGACUUCAGCAAGAAAUACCAGGAGGACCAAGAUGAGGAGGAAGAAACCCUGAACAAAUGCAAGUUGCGGGACUGGGAGGAGCAGAUCCGUGCUGACAUCAGAGGCUUCCUGAGCAGCCACAGCGAUGAGAAGUUUUCUGGAAGAGCAGUGGCCAGAAUAUUCCACGGCAUCGGAAGUCCAUGUUAUCCGGCUCAGAUAUACGGCAGGGAUCGGAGAUACUGGAGAAAAUACCUGCAGUUUGACUUCAACGGACUCGUUCGCUUAGCUACACGAGAAAUUAUCAGAACAAGGUAG